Molecule: messenger RNA, 5081 nt
Organism: Polyodon spathula (Mississippi paddlefish)
Lineage: Eukaryota; Metazoa; Chordata; Actinopteri; Acipenseriformes; Polyodontidae
Product: synemin-like
Exons: 4
Coding region: 173-3544 (1123 amino acids)
Biological process (GO): intermediate filament cytoskeleton organization; fast-twitch skeletal muscle fiber contraction
Cellular component (GO): intermediate filament; costamere; neurofilament cytoskeleton
Molecular function (GO): intermediate filament binding; structural constituent of muscle; vinculin binding
Source: RefSeq, a predicted model, not a curated record
AGAACCUCAGGCAGUGUCUAGCCAGAGAACGAGAGCUCAGUGUGGAGCGCACACUGUAGAGCUACUACGACUACAAAGUAAGAGACAUUAAAUAAACCAGUCAUCAGAGACGGGAGAAACUUUUCUUUUGUUGUUUUGCUUUCUUUCUGUGUCGCACGAGAAGGCAGAAGCGAUGUUGCAUUUCAGCAGAACGUUCGAGAAUGAAAAGCUGCAGCUUCAGGAGUUGAAUAAGAGGCUCAGCCAGUACCUGUCCCGGGUGAAGCAGCUGGAGCUGGAGAACGCCUCCCUCCUCACGGAGAUCAGCACUCUGAGGCAGGAGAGGACAGGGGAGUGGGAGCAGCAGCAGCACAUGGAGGAGCUGCGGGGGCUCCGUAGAGCAGUGAACCAGCUGGCUCUUGAGAAAGCCCAAGCCGAGAUGGAGCGAGAGAGGCUGCGCAGAGAAUUCCAGCUGCUGCAGGAGCUGAUCUGCCAGGAGAGUGGUGCAUGCAGGGACAUCCACGGGGAGCUGACAGGGUGCGACAAGCACCUCCAGCAAGCCUGCUUGAAGAACCUCACCCUGGAGGAGCACCUCCUGAAGCUGCAGAGGGAGCAACAAGCCCUGGAGGACAGCCAUAGACAAGAGAUCUGUGCGCUCCGAGAGCAGCUCUGUUCCAGGCUCAUGCCCAUGAUCACCCAACGGGGCCAAGGACCCCCAGCACUAACCCUGGAAGAGGUGGAGGAGUAUAUGCUGAGCAUGUCCCAGGCCUGGGCCCACACUGUGGAGCUGCACCGCACGAGGGUCGAGGAGCUUGAGGAGUCCCUGCGGCUGGACCAGCAGAGGCAGGAGGAGCUGGGCAGAGAGAAGAGGCAGAGCGCCGCUCAGCUGGAGAAGCUGCGUAAGGAGAUGCACAGGCAGAGCCACAUCCAGGAGGGACUGGAAAGCGAGCUCGUCAACCUGCAGGAGAGCUGCUACCAGGAGCUGCAUGACUACCAGGUGCUGAUUGAGCAGCUGGAUGAAGAGAGGAGAGAGCUGAGUGUCGCCAUCGCAGAAAAGCUGAAGGACCAGCAGGAGCUCAUGCAGGUGAAGAUGGGGCUCAGCAUGGAGGUCGCCACCUACAGGGCACUGCUAAAGGAGGAGAAGAUGGAAACAUACCUUUGGACAGACCAGCAUGUGAGACAAGCACCCAGAAAUAGAGGCAUUGGAAAGCCGGCCCACACAUACACGGUAAAGCACUCAGCGGUGAAGAGGGAGGACGGAAGGAAACCGUUUCCAUUCAGCUCACAAACAGACGUUAGAUAUGAGGAACGUGCCUCCAGUGCAAGCACAGUCUCAAGGCUAGGUCAGGUCAGAACCUAUGAAGCGAGCAGAACAGUUCCAAGUGGUUUCUCAGAGAGAGUCCUGCUGGGUGGUACCCAAGUGCCUUCUGCUGCCAGAAAAGUUAUCUCAUCAUCUGCAAGAACCAUACAGGUCUCCUCUAGUUCAUCCAGGGCAGUUCCCCAGCAGGCCGAAAGAAAGAGCGUUGAAAUUAAACCAAGGGUGUUGGUCGAGAAGACCAUGAGAUCAACAGAGAUGACCACACAUCCUGCCAGAGACUCUGCUAUUAACCUUCAGAGAUCCAGCAACGAGAACAGAGCAGGGCCACCUACUGCAGAUCAGAAGCCUACACCAGAGGACAUAACCAACAAGAGGAUUGUUACAUCACCCGUCAAGGCACCUCAAGAUCCAGAAUCUGCUGAUGAAAGCAAGGUAAAGAUUACGGAGGUCACAAUCGCCAGGAAAGAGUCAACUGAAGAGGAAUCUGUGGACCUUAACGGAUUCAGAGUCAACCAAGGACAGGUUCCAGAGAACAAAGAGGUGAAAACCACACUUCAGGGACUCCAGGUUCAAAACGGCACUGGUGCACAAAAACAAGGCUUUGGAGAAGAUCAUCCAGGGGGUCAAACUGCUGCUAAAUAUUUCAGCGAGCCGCAGAUUCAAAUUGAUAAAAAACAUAAGGAACAGAUUGCAGGUGCAAGCCCAGAAGAUGAAAAAAGAUCUAUAACAGAGGAAAAAGUCUUGGAUACCAUAACCAUGGAAGACAUUCUUCAGCAGGUGGUAAAUCCUUCUGGUUUGCAGACGACACUCAGCUCCUCUCCCGACUCUAAGGUCACCUACCAUGUUGAAAAGACAGAGGUGGAAGAUGGAACAACCAAGACCCAGAUUUUCUUACAGUCUACCGUGCGGGAGGACCUGGACACAUCCAAUGAUUCCGUUCUGGAGGAGCUGCUAAAUAAGGACGUGAAAAGAACUGCUUUGGAGGAUAUCAGGGGAACCCCGACAGGAAGCAUGAUCGAAAACCUUCUCAGCCUGGGCAUGACCGGAUGGGAGAAUCGGGAGAACAUGGCAGUCAAUGUCGAGAUUAUCGAGGAACCACUGGAAAAUCAAAGCGAUGAAGAAAAAGAGGAAAAGCUCUCAUCGACAUUCUUUCAGAUCGAGGAGCUUGAAAACGCUCCCCUGGAUGUUAAAGAGUCUGUGGGCAGUGAAGAGGUGCUGAACGUAACCAUGACAGCUGAAGAGCUGAGGAAGAGGCAGUUUUCAGACAAGGACCCAUCCUUUCAAACCUGGGUCCAAAAAGACGAGUAUUUUUUGUCUAUGCCAGAUGAUUACACGUCUGAACACCAGGAAAGCGGCCUUUCAUCUUUCGACUGCUAUGGAAUGAGACAGGAGUGGUCAGGAGAUGAAAGGUACUGGCAACAGGAGCCAGGACCCAACCAGGAGCAAAGCUUCACUGAUACAAUGACUAAACAUUACAGGAGAGAACCUCAAGCUUCAGAGCCAAGAGCAGAGUUCGACAGAGCAGAGAUCGAUAAGCAGACUUCGUCUGAGUGCGUCGUAGAAGAAAUCAAGGUUCCACGUAAAGUUCAAGAAUCAGUGUUGGAACGGCUGAGAGAGGAUGGGCACAGUCCAAAGGAGCAGCUGAAAGGGGCUUUGGAGCAACUGAAAGGAACGGCGUCUGACAAUUUGACAGAGGAACUGGCUAUGUUAACCAGCAACGGACAGGACAGCUCCGAUAACCUGGCUGUUGAUAUCAGAAAAGUACAGCAGUCUUCUGACAGUGGUGUGGUGACCAUCGUCGCGGAAAUCAAUGUUUCCCAAAAUCUUGAGUCAGGCCUCCCGGAGGGACAGGGAGAAGAAGUUUCCGAUGAGCAGGUAAUGGCAGCUCACAGCGCAGAUAACAAAGAACCGAAGAUUACAGUUUCCACAGAUCAAGACGUGAGAGUGCAGAGAAUGAGCUGGACCGCGAGCAGCAAAGACCCAGGGAGCCCAAACGCAGAGCACUCAGCCCCCGACAUCAACAAAUCGGUGAAGCACAUUAAACUGGGUCCCUCUGAGAAAUCAUUCACUUUCCAGAUGGACGUCUCCCAGGUUGAAACUUCCACCACUGGCAAGGGGCCACAAGAAGCAAAAGCUUUUAAUUCCCAGGCAGAGUUCACUGACGGAGCCAACGGGAGGGCAGUCAGGGAGGAAGUUUAUCAGUACGUGCAAAGGGCCGGGGAGGAUGGGGAGGAGCAGGUAGAGAUGUAGGAUCCCAGCCAAGGUCAAACAGCAGCACAGUUUGCGUUUUCCAAAGCACUGCAGCAGCACAGAAUAGUGGCCCCCCGAUCAGUGAUCAACAAGGAACAGAGGAUUGCGGCUGUUUACCUGGACGAAGAUGAUGAAGAUUAGCUGAAUGGACGUUAAGAGAUGCUGAAAAAGAUUUGCUGCUUGGUAAUCUGGAUUCACUAUUAGCAUCAGAGAUAACAAUAGUACCCCCCCCGAAAUCCAUGCCGCCCCCGAAAUCCAUGCCGUAAAAUCAGAUGCAAAGUAGAUUUUAUUCCACUUGAGUGUGAGUUUAUAACUGAAAGUCAGUUCUGAAGCUAUGAUGCUCAUUCAGCUCAUCAAUAAUCAUUUGUAACCAUCAGAAGCAAUCUUUAGCCAGGAUAUUACUGCUUCUACUUUUGAACAAUUAUAAUGCACAACUGUGUAAUGGUUUUGCUUAAUCAUUACAGGCCUGGGCACACCUGAAAUCCAAUUAGGUUCAAAACACUUAGAUUUCUGCACUACAUGAUUUCAAAGGUUAGUUUCACUGUGACAAAAUAGUUUCUGUCUCCAAGCUUCAUAAUAAUAACAGUGUUCUAGGAUACAUGACUAAAGGUAGAUCACUCCCCGACACACCUUUCUAGAAAGCUUUGAGACGCUGUGCAAGGUCCUGCAGAGUGACUGCAGUGUGCGCGUGGUGCUCCUGAUUGCCAAUGCUCAAGAUAAUACAGUAGCUUGGUAAACCACACCACACCACACACUGCUUUUGUAGCUGUCGCGUGCAUCCUGUAGCAUGGAAUGGCUUCAAUGGCAUUAUCACAGCCAUGUUUUAAACGUGCUGAAGAUCUUUGCUUAUUGUUCUACUGUAACUGGGAGAAGAGCAGGUUUUUUGUUUUUUAAUAUAUAAAACUUUAUGUGCUGCUUUUGUACAUCUAACCUUGUACGCAAUGUUGAGUUGCAGCAUGGGACGCUGACCUGCAGGACAGAGCUCACUCACUGCAGGAUAGAAUAAACACAGCCGCCUCAUAGAAAUCCCCUUUGGGCAUUCCCGAUCCCACACUAGUGGGUUCAAUCUGUGGCACUGUUCACCUGCAAUGAGUAACCCAGCAGCCGAAGCAAAGCAGACGUUGCUGUUGGACGAAAGGAAAGGGUUUUGUUUUUAAGUGUAGGAUGACGGCUUAAAUAUGACGCAGCGUCCCCUUUUGUGUAAGACUGAGGUUUAUCCAUUAUGAAUGGGGCAUUUUGCAAACCCCCUUUCCCCAGUUGUGUCCCUUGAAAGUGCCCUGCCUGUCAGUUCUGUCCGCGCCUGGUCCUGUGGUGUGUGCUGCCCUCCUUUCCACCCUCAUGCCAGUACAGCGCGAGACCCACAAGCACACAUGUUCCGACAGGGGUGCUGCAUCUCUUGCUUCCUUUAUUUUAGAAUCUUAAUAAACUGAUUUGCACGUACAGAUUUUUUGGCAGCUUUGUAUUUUACCCUUUUUUUGUUUGACACAGGUCAGUAUAAUUAAGAAAAUAAAAGCCCUUAAAAAAAAAAAAAAAAAAA